UCCAUCACUGAAGUAGCCUACAGCUGCAGGAUGGGAACUGCUGUUUUUCAGGCAGCAGUAGAAUGUUGGAUGUUAGAAUGUUACAUUAGCUUUCCUUUUAACUGGCCGUCAGCGAAAUAAAGCAGACUGAUUUUCCAAAGCAGUAAUGAUGAAAAAGAAAAUGAGAAACGUUUUACCCUGCUCCUGUGUAAAUGUGCAAAAAGCUGCCUGGAAGUAGCCUUUUACGAAGAUGAAUGACGGCGCCUUUGAGUAGCGCUGUCAAAAGCUAUUUUCGCGGCAUAAGAUAUUUUUGUCAUUCUGUCAAAAAUGUACUUUGCGGUAAAUCCUCAGAGGUGACUUUCAACUUUUUCGGCAUACGUGAGCAUACGCCAUCUGUGCCAAAAGACAGAUCCUAUUGCGAUCAUCCUGGAGCAGCUUCGCGAAGACAACAACUUAAACUACUGUGUGUUAGCGUACACUGGAUUUGAAGCUAACAAUGAAGGUAUCAAGCUUCUUGCAGACCUGCACAUUAAUCCUGGUGUCACACGGACAGACAAUUCCAGAUGAGAAAGUGAAAACCGUCUCUAGCCGAAGUGUUAACCCUUGCUGCUUCUAUCCAUGCCAGCAUAUUGGAAUCUGUGUGAGAUCUGGGAUGGACGGUUAUGAAUGUGAUUGUACCCGUACCGGUUACUAUGGAGAGAACUGCACUAUUCCGGAGUUUUGGACCAGAGUUCGUGAGCACCUGAAGCCCAAGCCGGACCUCCUCCACUACAUCCUCACACACUUCCACUGGCUGUGGGACAUCAUCAACGCAACCCGCCUGCGGGACUGGCUCAUGCGGAUCGUCUUGACAGCAAGAUCCGAUCUCAUCCCGAGUCCUCCGACAUACAACUCUAAGUAUGGGUAUCUGAACUGGGAGUCUUACUACAAUACCACGUACUACACCCGGAUCCUUCCGCCGGUGCCCGAGGACUGCCCGACGCCUAUGGGGGUUAAAGGUAAAACUAAACUUCCAGACGUGGAGUUGUUGGUGCAGAGGUUUAUGGUUCGGCAGACGUUUAAACCCGACCCUCAGGGAACCAAUCUUAUGUUUGCCUUCUUUGCUCAACAUUUUACGCAUCAGUUCUUCAAAACCCACAACAGAAUGGGAUUGGGAUUCACCAAAGCGUUAGGUCAUGGGGUAGAUGCAGGACACAUAUAUGGGGAUAAUCUGGUACGGCAGCUGAAUCUGAGACUUCUCAAAGAUGGAAAGCUGAAAUACCAACUGCUGAAUGGCGAGAUGUACCCGCCGACAGAGGCCGAGGCGAAGGUUAACAUGAGCUACCCACCCACAGUGCCCCCGGAGCACAGACUGGCGAUCGGGCAGGAGGUGUUUGGGCUCCUGCCUGGGCUCAGUAUGUAUGCCACCCUAUGGCUGCGCGAGCACAACCGCAUCUGUGACAUCCUGCUCCGAGAACACCCCACCUGGGACGACGAACAACUCUUCCAGACCGCCCGGCUCAUCGUUAUUGGUGAGACCAUCAGGAUUGUGAUUGAAGACUAUGUCCAGCACCUGAGUGGGUAUCUGCUGGACCUGAAGUUUGACCCAGAACUUCUGUUCAAUUCCCGGUUCCAGUACCAGAACCGCAUCUCGUUGGAGUUCAACCACCUCUACCACUGGCACCCUCUCAUGCCAGACAGCUUCCACAUCGACGGCGACGAGAUCCAAUACUCCCAGUUCAUCUUUAAUACGUCCAUUCUGACCCACUACGGAGUGGAGACACUUGUUGAGGCAUUCUCUAAGCAGCACGCUGGACAGGUAGGUGGUGGUAAAAAUAUUCACCCAGUCAUAAUCAAGGUGACAGCGGGGGUCAUUCGGGAAUCGAGACAACUCCGUGUGCAACCCUUCAACGAGUACCGCAAACGUUUUAACCUGGAGCCAUAUGCAUCAUUCUUUGAGUUAACUGAAAAUGCUGAGAUUGCACGUGAGCUGGAGGAACUGUACGGGGACAUCGAUGCUCUCGAGUUCUACCCUGGUCUGCUGCUGGAGAAGACUCGGCCCGGGGCCAUAUUUGGCGAGAGCAUGGUGGAGAUGGGGGCUCCGUUCUCUUUGAAAGGUCUUUUGGGGAAUCCCAUCUGUUCCCCCGAGUAUUGGAAACCCAGCACAUUCGGUGGGCAGACAGGUUUUAACCUCGUCAAUUCUGCCUCACUCGAAAGACUCGUAUGUCUGAACACGAAGCGGUGUCCAUAUGUAGCUUUCAAAGUCCCUUCUCAAUCACACACUGACAAGUCGGAGCUGUAGUAGGUAAUACAUAUACAGUGCUGUAAAGACAAUCACUUUAUCAACACAUAAAACACACCAUCAUGUUUUUAGUAUCUAGUAGUUUAGACAAAAAUCCAAUUUCGGUCAAAGAACAAUAUUUUUUUCUUGAUUUUGAUUUCCUUUCUUAUCUUCAUUAAAUGUACUAAAUGUACCUGCGAGGGGUGUGAUAAUGAUUGGCCAGUCUUGUGCCUUGCUGUUCAACUAGGCACUCGUUUACAUGUAGGCCUACAAGUACAUGUUCACCCUUAAAGAGGAUUAAAAGGGCCAUAUUUCAAAAUAUAUGUCAAUAAAUUCAAUCAAUUCAAUCAAUAAAUAAUUACAUAAA
Molecule: messenger RNA, 2606 nt
Organism: Clupea harengus (Atlantic herring)
Lineage: Eukaryota; Metazoa; Chordata; Actinopteri; Clupeiformes; Clupeidae
Gene: ptgs1
Product: prostaglandin-endoperoxide synthase 1
Biological process (GO): response to oxidative stress; cyclooxygenase pathway
Cellular component (GO): cytoplasm; neuron projection
Molecular function (GO): heme binding; peroxidase activity; oxidoreductase activity, acting on single donors with incorporation of molecular oxygen, incorporation of two atoms of oxygen
Source: RefSeq, a predicted model, not a curated record